Molecule: messenger RNA, 297 nt
Organism: Encephalitozoon cuniculi GB-M1
Lineage: Eukaryota; Fungi; Microsporidia; Unikaryonidae
Exons: 1
Coding region: 1-297 (98 amino acids)
Source: RefSeq, marked provisional
AUGAAGGGAGGAGAGUUGGAAAAGGCUUUGGACAGAAGCGAGAAUCUGAUGGUCUCCAAGGACGGAUGUCCCUUCUGCAAGGAUGCCAGCGAAAUCCUCAAGAGCUGGAAGAUUGAGUUUGCCUGCAUCAAGAAUACGGAGAACGAAAGGCUUUCGAAGGAGAUAGAAAGGGAGUAUGGGUUCUCCACAUUUCCGAAGAUCUUUCUCAAGAGGAAGUUUGUUGGGGGAGCAAGUGACUUGAAGGAGUAUGUGAAGAAGAAAGAGUUCCUCGAUGCCUUUGGAUCUGGGAGGGAAUAA